AUGGCUGCUGACCCUGCAUCUCCUGCGAUGCGUCACAUGAUGUUCCGGACGAGAAAGGGCGGCGGAGCUGGCAUUCCGCGGAUCUGCUCGUGCUCGCCCUUCGAAUCCCCCGAUACCCCCUGUGACGCCUUGUCCGUGGUGCGCUACCAGCCAGAGAACCCCGAUCCCCAAAGGAGAUCCAAGUUCUUCCUUCUACCGCGGGAGUUGAGGGUACAGAUCGAAACAGAGUACCUUGCCGAGUACCUCCGCGAGGCUGCUGCUCGCUGGCAACGCCUCGGCGGGCCUAACUGGAAUGGCUAUGCCAGAGGACCGGCUUGUGUCGCGCCGUCCCCUCUGUCGCUUUCUUGCAGGCGCAUGUACGACGGAGACAUGGUUCCUCGAGGAAGCAUGGGAUUGUUCUGGACAGCGGGCCCAGGACAGCCUCACGGGCCCUGCCGGAUCGCGCUCGUCGUAGAGGGGAGGCUCUGCUGGAGACGUCUCGAGCGCCUGCGAUUUGUCAACGAAGCGGACAGGUUCCACACGGAGACGUGGAAGAACGACUUCUUCUUCACCCUGGGAAAGGCCUGGAACUUGAAAGAGCUGGAACUCGUCUGGGGACCGAAGGUGACCAUUCUCCCUGACCCGAGGAACGAUGAACACAUCAUGCGACAGCUCCAAAAGCACACUUCACUUCGUAUCGUGCGCUUCCGGGGGAAUGUUCCGAGAGUAUGGCUGCUUAAGGAAUCGAGUGCUGGCUCUCGUAUCAAGUAUGUCAUUCAGCCUCUGUGGUGGGUGAAGAGGGACUGGGAAGACGAAGAGCAGGAGGAUCUCCAGAGGGCUGCAGACGAAGAGGUCCACUCCAAACGUGUCGAGCGGAAGGAUUCAAAAGCAAAGUCUUGGAGGCGAUACCUCAAACUCUUUUGA
Clonostachys rhizophaga is the source of this 903-nucleotide messenger RNA. The record is from the annotation of a GenBank genome assembly. Lineage: Eukaryota; Fungi; Ascomycota; Sordariomycetes; Hypocreales; Bionectriaceae.